UUUUUCUCUCCUCCAACAUGCACUUUCUCCAGCUCCUAUUCAGAGCCAACUCUGCCGUCCUGCUCCUGGUUUUCUGUCUGCAGUUGUGGACCAACAAAGCUCAGGAAAACACUCGACGAGUGAUAAUAUUGAAUGCGGUGAUCCCCAACACAGCACACCCAAAUGAGGAAUUCACUGUGACAAUUACUGUUGGAACAGAAUUGAGAGAAUGUAUAGUGGUUAAAGCUUCCCUCGUAAGCCGGACUCCAAUAGAAGGUUCUUUUAACUAUAAAUACACGGUCUGCAUCUGUAAGGAUUAUCCAAGAACUUUAUUCUGGGACAUUGCAAUGAAUCAAACUGCAAAAAUAGCAGCAGUGGCCCAGAUUGUUAGAGAAAAAGGUAUCUGCCCCAACGAUGAGGCAGUGGUGCCUGUGGUGCCAAAAACUGCUUAUACCGUUGAAAAGAUACACAUAGUCUGAUCUUGGUGCAAGCCCUUGUCUGCCCCCCAGGAUGGAUCCUCUACAGAAAUUUGACUGGAGUUUCUGUUGUGGUCUGUAAAAUAAACUUCUCAUAAACUUC
This is a messenger RNA of Suricata suricatta (meerkat), 558 nucleotides long. It is a transcript of the gene PIP, whose product is annotated as prolactin induced protein. The transcript is spliced from 4 exons. NCBI's taxonomy places the organism in Eukaryota, Metazoa, Chordata, Mammalia, Carnivora, Herpestidae. Gene Ontology annotation, biological process: proteolysis; regulation of immune system process. The record is from RefSeq and is a predicted model, not a curated record. Gene Ontology annotation, cellular component: extracellular region. Gene Ontology annotation, molecular function: aspartic-type endopeptidase activity. The coding region runs from base 18 to 458 and encodes 146 amino acids.